GAACAUAAGAUCAGUCUGAAGGAGAGAUGUGAAUGUGUGACUGAAGGAACUGAUGAAACAGGAAGUGGAACCCUCCUCAACAGGAUCUACACUGAGCUCUACAUCACAGAGGGACAGAGUGAAGAGGUUAAUACCCAACAUGAGGUGAGGCAGCUUGAGACAGCUUCCAAGAAGAGGACCCUCCAUGACGCUCCAAUCAAGUGCCACGACAUCUUUAAAGCCUUACCUGACCAACAGGGACACAUCAGAGUCGUUCUGACGAACGGUGUCGCUGGCGUUGGAAAAACCUUCUCAGUGCAGAAGUUCACUCUGGACUGGGCAGAGGGCUUGGAAAACCAAGAUGUCAGUCUGGUGGUUCUGCUUUCGUUCAGGGAGCUGAACUUGAUUAGAGAUGAGCAGUACAGUCUUCUCAUGCUGCUCCAUGUUUUCCAUCCAACAUUACAGAAGGUCACAGCAGAGAAGCUCGCUGACUGUAAAGUUCUGUUCAUCUUUGACGGCCUGGAUGAAAGCAGACUUUCACUGGAUUUCAAGAACAACGAGGUUGUGUCUGAUGUCACCCAGAAGUCAUCAGUCAACGUGCUGUUGACAAACCUCAUCCAGGGGAAUCUGCUUCCCUCAGCUCUCGUCUGGAUAACUUCCCGACCUGCAGCGGCCAAUCAGAUCCCUCCUGCAUGUGUUGACAGGGUAACAGAAGUACGAGGCUUCACUGACGCCCAGAAGGAGGAGUACUUCAGGAGGAGAGUCAAUGAUGAAGAGCUGUCCAGCAGAAUCAUCUCACACAUCAAGACAUCCAGGAGCCUCCACGUCAUGUGUCUAAUCCCAGUCUUCUGCUGGAUCACUGCUACAGUUCUGGACCACAUGUUGACUACAGACCAGAGAGGAGAGCUGCCCAAGACCCUGACUGACCUGUACUCACACUUCCUGGUGGUUCAGACAAAGAGGAAGAAGCAGAAGUACGGUGAGGGACAUGAGACGAGUCCACAGGAGCUGACGGAGGCUGACAGGGAAGUUCUUCUGAAGCUGGGGAGGCUGGCGUUUGAACAUCUGGAGAAAGGAAACAUCAUGUUCUACCAAGAAGACCUGGAGCGGUGUGGUCUUGAUGUCACAGAGGCCUCGGUGUACUCAGGAGUUUGUACAGAGAUCUUCAAAAGAGAGUGUGUGAUCUUCCAGAAAACAGUCUACUGCUUUGUUCACCUGAGCGUUCAGGAGUUUCUGGCUGCAGUCUACAUGUUCCACUGUUACACAAACAGGAACACAGAAGUACUGAAGGACUUCCUGGGAGAAGAAUAUGUUCAUUCAACCCUGGAUGACUUCCUGAAGAGAGCCAUGAUGAAAUCCCUUGAAAGUGAAAAUGGCCACAUGGACCUGUUUGUUCGCUUCCUUCAUGGCCUCUCUCUGGAGUCCAACCAGAGACUCUUAGGAGGUCUGCUGGGUCAGACGGACAACAGUCCAGAGAUCAUCCAGAGAAUCAUCAACAACCUGAAGAAGAUGAACAGAGAUAAUAUCUCUCCUGACAGAAGCAUCAACAUCUUCCACUGUCUGACGGAGAUGAACGACCACUCGGUACAUCAGGAGAUCCAAGAGUUCCUGAAGUCAGAGAACAGAUCAGAGAAGAACCUCUCAGAGUUCCACUGCUCAGCUCUGGCCUACAUGCUGCAGAUGUCAGAGGAGGUUCUGGAUGAGUUGGACCUGAUGAAGUACAACACAUCAGAACAGGGACGACUGAGACUGAUUCCAGCUGUGAGGAACUGCAGAAAAGCUCUACUUACAGGCUGUGAACUCUCAGAUACUCACUGUGAAGUUGUGGCCUCAGCUCUGAAGUCCAACCCCUCCCAUCUGAGAGAACUGGACCUGAGUGACAACAACCUGCAGGAUUCAGGAGUGAAGCUGCUUUCUGCUGCACUGGAGAGUCCAAACUGUAGACUGGAGACUCUGAGAUUGAGGGACUGCACGUUGUCAGAGAUCAGCUGUGCUUCUCUGGUCUCAGCUCUGAAGUCAAACCCCUCCCAUCUGAGAGAGCUGGAUCUGAGAGGAAACAACCUGAAGGAUUCAGGAGUGAAGCUUCUGUGUGGUUUUCUGGAGAGUCCACACUGUAGACUGGAGACUCUGAGAUUGUGGAGCUGCAGGUUGUCAGAGAUCAGCUGUGCUUCUCUGGCCUCUUCUCUGAAGUCCAACCCCUCCCAUCUGAGAGAGCUGGAUCUGAGUAACAACAAGCUGCAGGAUUCAGGAGUGAAGCUGCUUUGUGGUUUUCUGGAGAGUCCACACUGUAGACUGGAGACUCUGAGAUUGAGUCAAUGCAGGCUGUCAGAGAUCAGCUGUGCUUCUCUGGCCUCAGCUCUGAUGUCCAACCCCUCCCAUCUGAGAGAGCUGGAUCUGAGUGGAAACAACCUGAAGGAUUCAGGAGUGAAGCUGCUGUCUGAUCUUGUGGAGAGUCCACACUGUAGACUGAAGACUCUGGAAUUGAGGAGCUGCAGUUUGUCAGAGAUCAGCUGUGCUUCUAUGGCCUCAGCUCUGAAGUCCAACCCCUCCCAUCUGAGAGAGCUGGAUCUGAGUGAAAACGAGCUGAAGGAUUCAGGAGUGAAGCUCCUGUGUGGUUUUCUGGAGAGUCCACACUGUAGACUGGAGUCUCUGAGAUUGAGGCGCUGCAGUUUGUCAGAGAUCAGCUGUGCUUCUCUGGCCUCAGCUCUGAAGUCCAAUCCCUCCCAUCUGAGAGAGCUGGAUCUGAGGCUCAACAGCCUGAAGGAAUCAGGAAUGAAGCUACUGUCUGAUCCACACUGUAGACUGAAGACUCUGGAGUAA
Sebastes umbrosus (honeycomb rockfish) is the source of this 2799-nucleotide messenger RNA. RefSeq names its product NACHT, LRR and PYD domains-containing protein 14-like. Gene Ontology annotation, molecular function: protein binding. The annotation marks the transcript as partial. Lineage: Eukaryota; Metazoa; Chordata; Actinopteri; Perciformes; Sebastidae. The transcript is spliced from 7 exons. The record is from RefSeq and is a predicted model, not a curated record.